Acanthosepion pharaonis is the source of this 3333-nucleotide messenger RNA. Lineage: Eukaryota; Metazoa; Mollusca; Cephalopoda; Sepiida; Sepiidae. The record is from the annotation of a GenBank genome assembly.
AUGUUCAGGCUGUUUCAAACACACUCUUUCUCUCUGGUGUUAGUUGAAGCUUUUCCGAGAGUUCUUUACCAAUUAGGCCAAUUACAAAUUUGUCCUGUAUUUCUUCCUCCUUAUUUGCAAAUGCACAGUUCUCUAGCAGAUUUUAUGCGAAGUACCAUGUCAACUAGUCCUGUUGGUAUUCAUGGUUCUGCUCAUUUGAAAUGGAACCCAAAGAACUUGGAGAUUCGCACAAAGUCUGUAGAGAAAACGUUAGAGCCUCUUGUCACACAGGUGACUACCCUGGUUAGUCAAAAUGGUCCAGUCAAAAAGAAAAAAGGGAGAUCUAAAAAGGCCCAUGUCCUUAGUGCUGCUGUACAAAAAGCUACAGAGAACUUUAUUGCACGUGGACAAGAAAUAGCAGAUGAGAACCCAGAGAUCAGAGAUGAUAUGCUAGUGGCUGUUGAAGAAGUUCGCAAGACUGGUGAAGACAUGGGCCAUGCUUCCCAAGAAUUUGCUAAUGAUCCCUGCUCUUCAGUGAGACGUGGGGCCAUGGUUCGUGCUGCUCGGGCCCUUUUGUCUGCUGUGACUCGCCUUUUAAUUCUCGCAGAUAUGGUUGAUGUACAUCGCCUGCUGAAAAGUUUGCAUCAUGUUGAAAGUGAUUUGGAUCGUAUCAAGAAUGCUAGCAGUCAACAAGAGCUCUUGCAGAGCUUUGAUGAUUUUGGAAAGAGUGUCCAAGAGUUGACAGAUCGUGCUGCUAAAAGACAGGCUGAUCUGAAAGAUCCUCGUCGUCGAGAUGAUUUAGCUGCUGCUCGUGCUGUCCUGAAAAAGAACAGUAUGAUGUUACUUACUACUUCGAAAGCUUAUGUUCGUCAUCCUGAGCUGUCUGCAGCCCGUGAAAACCGUGAUUAUGCCUGCAAACAGAUGUGUGAUGCUGUUAACAUGAUAUCGGAUGUAGCCCAAGCAGCUGGUGUUUCAGAUGUCCACCCCUACGAGCGUCAAGGAGAGUUGGCAGCAGCACUUAAUGAACUUGAUCAAAAAAUAAUAAUGGAUCCUUUGUCCUACAAUGAAAUUCGCACCCGUCCGUCUCUGGAGGAACGUCUAGAGAGUAUUGUAAGUGGAGCAGCUCUUUUGGCUGACUCUUCUUGCACCCGUAAUGACCGUCGAGAAAAGAUCAUCCAGGAAUGUAACGCUGUUCGCCAGGCACUACAGGAUUUGCUCACUGAAUACAUGGAAAAUUGCAAGAGUAAAAAAGCCUCAGACAUUGAGAGGCAGGUUAUCUGCCUGGCUACUACUUCUACUCCGCCUCCUAGUUCUGCUGCUGCUGCUGCCAUGACCAAUACUACCACAUCCAUUUCUGCCCCCGUUUCAUCGACAGCAACUGGUCAGAAAGAACCUAGUCCAGGUCUUGAUAAAGCCAUUGAAAAUUGGUACAAAAAGACAAGAGAUUUGAGAAGACAGUUGAGAAAAGCUGUGGUUGACCAUGUGUCUGAUUCAUUCUUGGAGACCAACGUUCCAUUAUUGGUAUUGAUCGAAGCUGCAAAAGCUGGUGAUGAAUCUGGUGUUGAAGAAUAUGCUCAUGUGUAUAUGGAACAUGCCAACAAAUUGGUUGAGGUGGCCAAUCUUGCUUGUUCAAUGUCCAACAAUGAGGAGGGGGUAAAAAUGGUCCGUAUUGCUGCUGCAGAGAUUGAAAAAUUAUGUCCACAGGUGAUCAAUGCUGCUCGGGUGUUAGCUGCCCGUCCAAGAUCCAAAGUGGCCCAAGAGAACAUGGAUACUUUCAAAGCAGCCUGGGUGAAACAAGUUCAGCUACUCACAGAAGCUGUUGAUGAUAUUACCACUAUUGAUGAUUUCUUGGCUGUGUCAGAAAAUCAUAUCUUAGAAGAUGUGAACAAAUGUGUAAUUGCUCUGCAGGAGAAAGAUGCUGACACCCUGGAUCGAACUGCUGGUGCCAUUAGAGGAAGAGCUUCAAGAGUCUCAAAUGUUGUUGGAGCUGAAAUGGAUAAUUAUGAACCUGGUGCUUAUGUAGACCGGGUUAUGAAUUCUGUGGAAAUGUUACGGGAUCAAGUUAUGCCGAACUUUGCACAGAAGGUUGAAGUUGCUGUUACUCUAUUGAAUUCAGACUCUAAAGAAAUUGAUGAAAAUGAAUUUAUUGAUGCUAGCCGACUUGUUUAUGAUGGUGUACGUGAGAUAAGACAAUCGGUUCUCCUUAGCAGGUCUCCUGAAGAAAUUGAUUCCGAUACAGAAAUAGAGUACGAUGAAGACACAAAAAGCAAAUCAAGCUUCAUGACUGAACAGGAAGAUGCUAACAAUAAGAGUGAUCGUGCUAUGAUGAGAGACUUGCCUGAGGCUGAACGAAUCAAGAUUCAAAAACAAGUUGAAGACUUCCGACAAGAGAAGGCUAAACUUGACAGAGAAGUUGCCAAAUGGGAUGACAGUGGCAAUGAUAUUAUCGUUCUUGCCAAGCAGAUGUGCAUGAUUAUGAUGGAAAUGACUGACUUCACUAGAGGCCGUGGACCAUUAAAAAGUACAAUGGAUGUUAUUAAUGCAGCUAAGAAAAUUUCUGAAGCCGGAACAAAGAUGGACAAAAUGGCUAAGACAAUUGCAGAUCAGUGUCCUGAUUCAGUGUCUAAGAAAGACUUGAUUGCAUAUCUGCAGAGGAUAGCCUUAUACUGCCACCAGUUGAACAUUACAAGCAAAGUAAAAGCUGAUGUACAAAGUGUUAGUGGAGAACUUAUUGUAUCAGGGUUGGACAGUGCCACUUCACUUAUCACAGCUGCAAAAAAUCUAAUGAAUGCUGUUGUCCUGACUGUAAAAGCCUGCUAUGUGGCAUCAACCAAGUACAAAACGAAUUCAGCUAAUGCCCCUGUGGUUCUGUGGAAGAUGAAAGCUCCAGAGAAAAAGCCUCUUGUCCGCAGGGAAGACCCCAGUGAAUUAACAGCGAAAGUUCGUAAGGGUGCUCAAAAGAAGCGUAUCCAACCAUGUCUGGAACAAUUCUUUCCUUGUCGCUUCGAUUCCUUCGUAUUUAUUGACAUUCGGCUAAAACCGGCGUCGGGACAUGACGUGGUUAGGGAAUUCAGUAUUUUCCUUAUGUUCCACUUUCUGCAUCAUCCAAGUAUGUUGAUCGCCUCCGAUAAUAUUAUCUAUUCUGCUACCGGAAUCCAGCAAGGUGAUCCACUUGGUUCGCUACUAUUUGCGAUGCCUGUUGACGGGGUAGAUCGUUCCAUCGCCUCUCCUUUCAAUAUAUGGUAUCUUGACGAUGCAACGCUGGAAGGAUCCGUCGAGGCCGUAGCUGCUGACAAGUUAUUCCUGCUUUAUCUCUGUUUGGACUUGAGAUUAACUCGUCCAAGUCAGAGAUAA